Lytechinus pictus (painted urchin) is the source of this 5869-nucleotide messenger RNA. RefSeq names its product beta-1,4-glucuronyltransferase 1-like. Lineage: Eukaryota; Metazoa; Echinodermata; Echinoidea; Temnopleuroida; Toxopneustidae. The transcript is spliced from 4 exons. Gene Ontology annotation, cellular component: Golgi apparatus. The record is from RefSeq and is a predicted model, not a curated record. Gene Ontology annotation, molecular function: glucuronosyltransferase activity. The coding region runs from base 349 to 1668 and encodes 439 amino acids. Gene Ontology annotation, biological process: protein O-linked glycosylation via mannose.
GAAUAAAGAGUCACGAAGAUGAUAACUUGAUGAGAAAAUAAAGUGGAGGGUUAAUAAAGAUCCUCAAGGGGUGUGGUACUACGCUCGCGUUAUCGGGAAUCGGAAGCAAGCUGCACGCACAGCCGGGGUACCGGUUGGUUCGGCGGCCGUGUACGUACGUAGGGGAAGCUACCGCGAGCCAGCUAGCUAUUAUAUCUUGAUCGAGCCUCGGCGAGGAGCUCGAACGAAAGUACGGUACACGAACACUGAGGAGCGCCGAUUUCUGACCGUCGAGGAGAGCCAAAUUAUAACAAGUUGAGAGAACUUGGAUUGAAAUGUUCUACUUAGAGGUGUACUUCAUAAAGCAAGAUGCAUUGUACAAUGCUGCAGUACUCAAUCUGUGCCCUUGUGGUGUUGCUGACACUUUUACAACUCAUACAACUUACCAUGAUCUCAUGGUUGGAUAACAUCAGUCCUAACCACAUACAAAAUAGAGCAAGAGAAGUGUUACCAAUGUCAGACAUGCAGAAGCAGAAUAAAACACAUCAACAACGAGAACAACUCAUCCACAUUACUUUGCCAGCAGCAAAGCUGAACACAUAUGGCUCUUAUCAAAUAUUCUAUGAUAUCUCAAAGACUCAACAAAGACUCAAAUCAAUUAAGACGAGAGAUAUUACUCUUGUCUCACACAGUUCUAUGAAUAAUUUAUAUCAUUUACCAGAGUUAGUGGACAGGUGGAAAGGACCAAUUUCUUUGGCUGUGUUUGGGAGUUUAUCUGAUGUAAAAACUCUUGUAAGUUAUGUCAUGUCUCUAAAAGAAUGUAUAAUAGGAGUGAGAAGAAAUGUGACAUUCCAUUUAGUCCAUCCUGUUAACUCAUUAUCAGAAGAGGCUGAAGUAUUUGGGUCGGUCCAUAAUAAACAUUCUUUCAUGGUACCUUUGAUAGAUUGCAGUAAACUUAUGGAUGCAAUUAAGGCGUCAUAUAGCAGUGUGCAGAAUUACGCUGAAGAUGGCAUUUUGUAUCCAAAUAAUCUGUUGAGGAAUGUUGGCCGUUCAAACAUUUUAACAGAAUAUCAUUUAGUGCUGGAUAUCGAUAUGCUUCCAAGCGUUGGUCUGCGGGAGAAGUUCUUAAACUUUGUGAAGGGUUCAUCGUCUCUAUGGCUGGAUGAAGACAUGGUGCAUCAGAUGGUUUUUGUAUUACCAGCAUUUGAGAUGGAUAUUGAAGCAGUUUCCAAGGUGCCCAGAGAUAAGAUGGAGUUGUUGAACUACUUGGAAGAGGAUAGAGUUAGACAAUUUUAUGUGAAGGCCUGUUCCUAUUGCCAGAACCAUACAGAUUAUGUCAAAUGGACCAGUCUGCAGAGCGUAACUGGUAAGCUAAGUGUGGCCUAUACAGUGGAAUGGAAACCUUUGUGGGAACCCUUCUACAUCAGCAGGAGUGAUAUACCUAUCUAUGAUGAAAGAUUCAGACAGUAUGGUUAUAAUCGCAUCAGUCAGAUAUGUGAGCUGUAUAUGGCAGGUUUCAACUUUGCAGUGCUGGAUAAGGCAUUUAUUGUUCACAAGGGCUUCAAAGAAAAAACGGAAUUUCAUCAACAGAAAGACGAAGAAAAUCGUAAGAACUACUACCUCUUCCUUGAAUUUCACACAGCUCUACAAACUAAAUAUCCAGAGACCAAGAGAAGGUGUAUUAAGUAAGAGCCUCCUGUUUUUAAUCAAUAUAUGAUUUACUUUUCAUAUUUGUAAUAAUUUUAAUGCUCAGAUUGAGCUACAAUAUAAUUUUAAUGAAUUGUGGUAUAUUUUCUUGGGUUAGACACAAACAAGUUGAUAGAUGUAAUUUAUAGGACACCUGCCCAGGGACGACAACUCCCCUGAUUUGGUGUAUGCUAGGGUUUUUUUUUAGAAGAACUUGCAUUUUUGGUUAAGGUCAGGGUGUUCUGUUGGGAGACUAAUACCGAUACCAGUAACUCAUGAUUUUUUGGUCUGCACCAGGCCCGCACUAAAAUAGUCUGCACCACAAGCGUUAAGUAAUUACCCAUUCAAAUACUCGGGCACAUAAGAGAUGUUGGUGGUCUGGUGCUGCUAAUAGCAGCGUCAAAAUAGUACCGGUCUGGUGGCGGGCAAUUUUAGCAUGCGGCAUUCAUUAACUCAACAUUUUACGACUAAGCCCAGAGCUGGACUGGACCAGCGAGUUACUGAAAGCAGUAUUAUACUCUAAGGAGGUCUCCUCCAGGUGAGAAGUGCACAAGAAUGUUCAUGGGGAAAUGUUAUCAAGGGGAGUUGUCCGGUAACAGCGAUAGACAUACCAUUGGCAAUAAUUAAAGCAUAAUUUAUUCAUUUUCUGUAUUCAUUCUUUACUGAUUGCAUACUACUGUUGAUUUCCUUUGCUUGUUCAUGCAGACAAAAAAAUGAUGACAAAGAUUACCGGGUACACAAUUAUUUUUCUAUAUAAGCUUGAAAUCUUUUAAUUUCUAAAUUAGCAUACAUUUGUCAUUGGUGUACAUAAAUACUGCUCUUAUAAUGAUACAUGUACCUUAUACAUAAAAAUCAUAUGUAGGCAGAUGUAUAUUAUUAUCAGUCUAAAUGAACAGGGACAUGUUUAUAACUUGUAAUUUACAAGCAGAUAUUGAUCUGUAAUUUUCUGAGUUUUCUUGCCAUCUGAAACAUUUUAGAAAUGUUCUGUUUAUUUUUACACAAUUAAACAUUAUUUAAAUAUAUGCACAGUACUGAACAGUCUCUUUGGAUCUGAAAUAUCUAGACAUGCUUGUUAUUACUGUAACUCGUCCAGUAUUUUUUUUAAAUUGAAUUGCUAAAAUCCUUUUUAUCUGAGACAUAGUAAACAUCUUGAUCUGCUUAUUUUAAUUGAUGAAAUAUUAUAUUAAGAAAUAGUAUGAUGGGCAGUUGAAACUGAUUUCUUUAUUUGCUCCAUGAAGCUUCCAUUGGAAACCAAUACAAAUCGAUAUCAAUUUGGUGGAUUCACAAUACAGUGCGCCAUUUAUUGGCUGCAGCGGAAUUUGCAAUGCCUCAUGGGAAAAAGUCGAAAGCUGUUGCGCCCGCUAGUACUAAGUGCAUGCAUGCAUGCGAUUAUUCAUCGCUGGCCAACGCGGCUCAAACAGAUAUGCUGUUUACUAGGGUCCAGGAGGUGGGAGAGAAAUUUGCCCGCAUAUUUCUUUGCGAAAUUAAGACCGUUUUUGGUGAAUUCUGGCCAUAUGUUUGUCAUUUUUGAAGCAUCAUAGUCACAUUACAGUACGCUAGCACUGUGCGCUGCUUGCGUACAAUGCUGACCCUGAAGUUAAACAUCUUGUCUGUUCACUGCAACUGAUAGAUGGCACACCAUAUUAUGAAUCCAUCGAAUUGGAGAGUGAGGGAGUCUAAUGAUACCAUGAUAACUUUUCCUGUGAUUUUAUUUUUGAAAGACAAAGCAGCUGUAGAGAAAAUUAGCAAAGCUGACAUUGUAGUCCAUUACACUCUCCAGUUAAUUUCCUCUUCACAACUGUUCAUUUAAAAAAAAUUGUUUAUGAACAGAAUGUUAAAUAUAUCUGAUAAACUCAGCAAGACCUGUUUGAAUCAAUUAUUUUAAAAUGUGAUACUUAAAAACUUUCUGAAAUGUUGUAUGUCAGAAGGGGGGGGUGGUGGAUCAGGCACUUCCUGAUCUAUCAAGGAUUAUUGUUUGUCAUUCCACAUUGAAAUUAAGAAAAAUUCCUCUUUUUCAAAAUUCUGUUGAUUAAUUCAAGCUAAGAUGAGCUUUGUCAGUUUAUGUUUGGCAUGUACAUGUACAUGAUACUUGCGGAUGAUUCUUUUACUUCAAUAUGUGACCUAUAUGCACUUAUUUCUAAUAUUUCUAUUUUCCUAUUGCGAAUUCCUUUAUAUAUCUUGCUUCAUGUACAUGUACAUUGAAUAAUUUUAAAUAAUAACAGUGUCUUACAUGGACGCCUUUAGUAGUCAACGCAAAGGAGAUGUAAUGAUUCUCAGGCAAAAAGAAAAAAAGAGAAAGUGAUUGUAACUAAUAGCUGAAGAAAUAUGCUUUUGAGUUGUGAUUUGAAGUUUGAAGUUGUGGAUAUUACUUAAAUCUAGCUUGCUUACAAAUGUUUGGAAGUAUCUUUUGGUAGCAUCACAGUUAUUCUUCAAAAUUAAAUGAAAAUUUUAUGUAACUGCAGUGACCAAACUUAUCAGCAAUAAAGACAGUUAUUUUGACAAUUGUUUUCAAAUUUCCUUUUUUUCAAACUAGCAAUAUAAAAUUGGCCAACUUGCUGUGGAUGUAAGCUUAUGAUAAACUGAAUGAAUGACUCUUUCCAUUUCUGUUUAAUGUCAUUUUUAUUCUGGAAUUUGUUUGAUCAUUCUGAAAACUACUGUUUUCUUUUAAAUUUAUUCUAUUUUAUAUUUUUAUUACUAGUACAGCUUCCGGAAAAUAAUAAAGAAUGAUUUCCAGUACAUGGAACUAAUAUUUUUCUUGCAAAAUAAAGAGGGUUGAACACAAUAGCCUGAAUAUUUUAAAGGUAUAUAUCUUUAAAUAGGUAGGCCUAUAAUGGUAUAUCAAUAUCUUACAUCUUUACAUAUCCUUAUUCAAGUUUGUUGUUUCGUGUACAGUGUAUGUCAUUUUUAUUAUUUCAGUACUGUAUUCAUUGUCAUAUAUUGUGAUGUAAAUGGCACAAACACAAAUUUCCCAUUGCAACCAAUGAUGUAGAUGUAAGUUAUUUUUUGUUAAAUGGUAAAUGGUAAUAUCAUGCAAACUGGUAGACAGAGACACUAAAGUUGGGGGCAUGAAAAAAUAUUGUAGUGCAAAAAUUCAUGCGAAUGUAUUGUGAUAUGGAAGAGGUGUAAUAAGUAUACUAUUAUUUGUGUUUGUGUAUUUUUUUAAUCAAGCUAACAAUAUAAAAUUAACUGACUUUACUAUUUAUACAUAUGUCAUUGUAAGAAUAAAAUGUGUUAAUUCCAGUGGUGGAUCAAGGAUUUUGAAGUUAGAAGGGGCGCUGCUGGGUGCAGAUGACAGUUUAUUUUUAUAGCUUUAACUACAAAUACAUGUAUGUAUGUUAAAUGGGGGAUUCUCAGAAUAUAGAGAGGGUUUGUGUCCCUUGUUCUCCUGCCUAGAUCCACCACUGCAUUCUCUUCCAAUGUUGAAAGAUAUUUUCUAUAUUUAAGAAAUCUAAGUGGAGAAAAGAUUAGUCUGGAAACAAAUAAAAGAUCGUAUAACAAUAGGACUUAUUGCAAUGAACAGCUGUUCUUGCAGAUUUUAAUGGCAGCGUAAUUGUAUUGCCACUUUUAAAGACAAAAUUAGGAAUUCCUGCUUUUACAAUACACUUUCAGCCAAGGGAGGCACCUUUUUAUGUGUGAAAGGGUCCGUUUUAAAUGGGUUUUAAUUGUUAUUCAGUAAUAUUCUUCAUUAAUGAUUAGUUCGAGGUUUAUAUCAUUAUUACUAAAUAUGACAAGAAUUCUCUGUUUUAAUGAAAUUGUCUAAUACUAAUGAAGGUGUAUUUUGUAUAUUUUGUAAUUUAAGGUUUUUAAUGGUUUUGUUCCAUUCAAAGGUCCUAUAUACUGAGUAUUCAGCAUGUAUUUAAUUUACAGUAUUUGGAAGUUGUAGGUCAAUUUGUCUUUCAGUUUAGACUGUAGUUAAUUAAAUUAUGACUUUGUAAAUGAACCUGUAUGUAUUUUUAUUCCUAAAGCUAUUAGAAUGCUGUUUUCCAGUUUUAUUUAUUCAUCUCAAUAUGAUGUAUUAUUGGUGCAAUGAGAAUGAUGCGGUUUUUUUUUACUUGGUGUUAGGAGUCCCCCAAAUGGUCUUUUUAGGGUACCGUUCAGUUUAUCAAUAUUAUAGGGAGGUGCAUUGUGACUGUAUGUGUACUUCAUGAAAAAAUACAUUUUGCUGUAAAUUGCCAAUUUUAUAUUAAAGGAAAAAUACAUGUGA